Messenger RNA from Cryptococcus wingfieldii CBS 7118, 5937 nucleotides. RefSeq lists its product as hypothetical. The transcript is spliced from 8 exons. Gene Ontology annotation, biological process: autophagy of mitochondrion; reticulophagy; autophagosome assembly. Gene Ontology annotation, cellular component: extrinsic component of membrane; phagophore assembly site. Lineage: Eukaryota; Fungi; Basidiomycota; Tremellomycetes; Tremellales; Cryptococcaceae. The record is from RefSeq and is a predicted model, not a curated record. Gene Ontology annotation, molecular function: phosphatidylinositol-3-phosphate binding. Bases 1 to 5937 code for a protein of 1978 amino acids.
AUGUUCUCCCUACCCUCAUUCAUAACCUCCCUCCCCUUCGCCCUUCCCUCCCUCCCCUCCAUCUCGCUCCCUGCCAACAUACAGCGCCGCUUCCUUUCCUAUAUCCUCAAGCGUACGCUCGGCAGGUUUGUCCUCCAUAAGGCGUUGGAUGCGGAACGGAUCCAAGCGCAGGUCAGCGCGGGCCGGGUAGAACUCGAGGAGCUGCAGGUUGAUUCGGCGGAGAUUAACAGCUACAUUCCGCCCAAUGUACCACUCACUCUUACGAGUGGCUCGCUCGGGCGCCUUACAGCCCGCCUCCCCUUCCCCAAUCUCUGGUCAGACCCCCUGAGCGUAUCUCUGGAUACACUCACACUCGACUUUACCCUCGCCUCCCCUUCUCCUGUAUCGCACGGAAAGGCAUCACACCCCGCCGACCACCACCACGACCUUGCCGAAUCGGUCACCUCCGCUGCCGAUGAUUUCUUGCACCUCGAGCUGGAUGCGUAUGAAGAGAAGGAGCUGGAAGGGUCGAUCAGACAGAGCUUGAUUUUGUCGCAGACGGAUCCAUUCGAGAGCGAUCUGCCAGGAGGAUUCCCUUCGAGUUUACCGACCGGCCAUAUCAGCCCCGGGCAACCGUUACCAGCAGAUAUCGAAAGCACGACUGUCCUCGCGGGGAUGGUUGAGCGGAUACUGGCGAGGCUCGACCUCAAGGUGGAGAAUGUCGUGAUACGUGUCAAGACUGAAGGCGAAGAGGAAGGCAUAGUUGAGCUGCGCAUUCGCAAAGUUCAGUAUGCGGAUGAAAGCGAGACGCAAUUAGCGGAGGCGAGUACCACACGAUCAAUACGCAUUUCUGGCGUCGACAUUGUCUCGGUCCCUUCAUUCCCUCCUCCCUCCUCUCCCCCCGUUUCUCGGCAGCAGCCGCGCACGUCCUCAGUCUCUUCUGGCUCGUCGAAAGCUUCUUCAUCGGAUGAAGAGUCGGCAGACAUGUACAUGUCUCAAGCCGUCGCGGACUUGAGGGAAAGUCUGGCGGACGUCAGACUCUCCCCCAUGCAGUCGUCCUCGUCAUCGGAAGACGAGCCGAGUGUGUACGAAAGCGCGCUCUUCCAUAGUGUUAUCGAAGAGCAGCCCGGGCUGUCGGGGAUCCCAAAUAUGCCACCAGCGGGUAGCUCGAGCUCUGAUACGGAGGACGAGGGUUCCCGGUCCGCUACUCCCACGCCCGAGGCAAAGUCUCAGCCCAGAUCUCCUUUACCAGCAACACCCAUCCUCAGCUUUGGCCAAGAGGAUAUCGUGCUUCGCAUGCGUACCACUCGCCCCUCGCCUCUCUUGAACGAGGCCGCACCUCAGUCAACUUUACCAAAGGUUGAUGUAGAGGUCCUUGUGGGGACUGUCGCAGCUGUCAUCUUGCCUUCUCAACUACGUCUCUUGAUAUGUGCUUUGCAGAACCUGUCGCAAACCGAGUCCAGUACUGAAGAACCGCUCCCUACCACCAAAAGCCAACCUCGCAUGACGGUCAUCAACCGUAUCAAGUCUUUCCAGCUUGUCGCAGUGUACGAUCUCUCUGCCGCCCAGUCCCCCCAGCUCCUCAAAGCUCUCGAAACUCACUUUGCGAGACCGGCCUCGUCCUUGCCUUUCAAUCACCUUCGUUUCAAAUUGGAGCAACUGGAGGCAAUAUACCAAAGUCAAGGCCAGGCGGGACCUCGUCCAGUGCGCGCUAUGAGCUCGGCUCCUGCGGCUGGUCUCAGGAGGCGCUCUUCGGCACACGCCAGGUUUGGGCCGGUGCCCACUUCACUUUCCGUGACUGUCCAAGACAUGUCGCUGCUCGAGCAUUUCAUCCCUAGAGAUAGUGAAGAAGACGUGGCUCUCCCGAUAGUCCUCUUUGACCCGGGUUUGGCAAGGCAGUACGACUUGCCCACUUCGCGCGCCAAACAAUCGGCCAUGCCUGAAUUUGAGAGCAUGGACUGGCGCGCGCCGAGAAGGUCUGGGGUGGAGAGGCAGUGGAAAGUGAGGCAGAGAGGAAGAGGGAUAUUGAAAGAUGCCAAGAAGGUGGAAGAAGGACCGGUGGUGGUCCUCAAGAAGGACUCUGGAGGUAAGCAUCCAGAGAUAUUGUUGAGCAAUGCUGACUUGGUGCUAGCGCCGGUGGUCACUCUGCUACCCGUACAUGUUUUCCUCGACUUGUCUCUGGUGGAACGCCUUCUGCCUUUACUGCGCGCUACCACACCGCUCAUCCACAAGACUGAGCCUGCUCCGCCAUCAUACCCCUCUUUCAAUCAGGAAGUGACCCCCGAGUCUAUCAUUUCCUCCCUGUCCGCCCCCUCUCCCUCAAAGUCGUCAAACACCAAGGCAGAAAUUCGGUGCAGUAUGCUUCGGCUGGAUGUGCGGUGCCCAGAACCGCCGCCCGAGGGGGUGGAGAGAGAGGCAUGGAGUGAAGGGUCUGGAUUGAGGUCUGGAAUCUUCAGCGUGGAUGUGCAUGGGUUGGGGGUCAAGCUUCUGCAUGGCCCCGACGCCGGACAUCAAGGAAAAGAGGUAGCAAAGGUGGAGUUUGAAAGUACCUUGUUCUUCUUUGCUCCUGCAGGACAGCGUAAUGCCUGUGCAUUCCUCGCGCUCUCGCCUCUCACGCCCGAUCCGGACGAAGACGAUGUGCCGCUUCUCCCGUCGGUCUCUGUCUCAACCGUCGCGUCUUCCCCUCUCACCGACGCUUCCUCGCCAAAAACAACACUUGUCACUUGCAAGAUCCCGGCCAUACAUUCGUCCCUGCAUCGCUCUCUCGUCGUCGGUCUGCAGUACUUUGCGGAUGACACUACCCGUUGGCUGGACGGCACAUUCUCCGAUGGGUCUGCCAAGCCGCGGGACGAGCUCAAGAUGAUUGGGAGCCGCUUUUUCGGCGGUUCGAAAGGGAGCGAGGCGAGUAGUGAGGUGGAAGAGGAAGAAGAGGGGAAGGGUGCGGGUCUGCGAGUAGCGGUGGAAAUCAACGAAGUUGACGUGGGGCUGUUUGUUCCUCGGCUGGAAGAUAGCGGAGGAGAGAGAAUGUUUAGCCUCAAAGCAAGCGAUCUGGAUGUGCGAAUGGAGACAAACCCGGUCAAGAACGAGACGGCGCUGACCGUCUCGGUGAUGGAUUUGGACUUCUCCGAUGUGUCAUCCGAGACGUCGAGGCGUAUUCUUGGUCGUACUACGCCAUUCACUCUGACUUCCCACCAAGCACCAAUCGUUUAUAUCCGAUUCGUGUCCUCUACCGAUCGGCUGACGACAAUGAAGGAGAGCAACAUCUCACUUACUCUCUCGCACUUUACGUUUGCGACUCACAAAGAGAUCAUCUGGCUGCACGAAUUGCUGGCGUUCAUCAAGCCUCCCGAGGGAGUCUUUGAGAACCUCUCCCCGACAGAUGUGACCAAGCUCAGUGUCAGCUUGUCGUCGGCGUCCGUCUUACUUGUACCGCCAAACGUGCCGGGAUCAAUCGUCAUCAUCGCUAGGGAAGUUGAGGGUUGGACAGAGAUGCGGAGGGGUGCCGAGGAGAACCCGAUACACGUCGGGAUCGGAGGGAUGGGUGCUUUGGCUAUCGAAGGGGACAGCGGACCUCUAGAGGUCGCCGGAAGCUUGAGUGACAUAUGGAAGAAAGCAGGUUAUGCUCAGCUGAUUGAAGUGACGGUUUUGGAGCUGCAGUUGCUACGACGAAUGGCGGAGCUUGGUGAGACAUCACUUGAUAUCACCGAUGCGCAAUUCAAGGUCACUGCUUGUGCAGACUCCUUGGCCUCAUUUGGCGAGCUCGCAACCGACUUUGGCAAGCUCUUCCCUAAUGAAAAGUUGGUACCCAUCAAAUCUCCAGCGCUCAAAGAAUCGAUCAACGUAUUUGGUGAGCUGACCUUUUUUGACAAGCUGCAUCUGUGUUCUAACGCCUCUCUGACAGGGUCCCUGGAUGAGGAUGCUUUCAACGUUGUGCCCGAAAUUGUGUCGCACGCCGAUGCCGACAUGAUCGACGAUGAUUUGCCUCAAAACCUCGAUUACCUGGAUCACGCCACCCGCGUGCCGAAACACAAACCAAGCCUGGAUAGCUCCACUGGAGAAAGCUUGCGGACUUGGGAGAGCACUGGUGCACACGGAGAAGAUGAUCACUGGGGCCAUGGAGAAGAGGCCGAAACUGUGAGAGUCUUUGCGGGAAAGGUGCAAGAGGAGCAGGGGUAUUGGGAAGGGCUUCCAGUGCUCAACAAUGGAUUCUCUGCCGACGAACUUCCCGGCAAGACUCGCGUGCGAGUCCAUCGGGCCAGUCUCAAGCUCAUGCUUUACGACGGCUAUGACUGGUCUCGCACCAGAAAGGUCAUUGAAGAUGAAGUUCGAGCCGUUCGUCGCCGUCUAGAGCGCAUCCGACAGCUUCUCGCAUCUGGCCAGAAGGCCGACGAAUCUAUCGAGCGCACUGCCAGCAGCGUUCUAUUCAACUCUGUCUACGUCGGCCUGGAUCCUCAAAAAGCAGAUAUGAACCUUUCUGGGAUGGGGAUGGGCAAGAUGGACGAUAAAGCUCUCCUGGCUGCCAUCGAUGAAGAGUUGGGUGACAUGGAGACUGAAAGUCAAAGCUCUUGGCAGACCUUACCAGCUGGAGUUGGUGCUGGCGCGGGAGCCGUGCAUCAUGCCAAAAAGGUCAAACUGAAAGGGAAAAGGCUCACGAGGUCCAAAAAGCCUCAAAUCGAGAUCACGGUCUCGGAUAUCAAGGCUGACAUCGACCUCUAUGGACCCGGAGAGGCGACAUCUUCUCGCGUCCACUUUACAGCCAAAGAACUGGAAAUCCUCGAUCAUAUCAAGACGUCGACUUGGAAAAAGUUCUUGACCGAGCUCAAAUCAGACAAUCGAGGCAACAUCCGAGAAACGGAUGCCGACAUGAUUCGACUUGAGCUAGUCGGCGUGAGGCUUCAGGAAGGAGAGGAGGAAUUGCGUCUCAGGCUCAAGAUCCUUCCUUUGCGUUUACACGUUGAUCAAGAUGCGCUUGAUUUCCUCAAGCGAUUUUUCAGCUUCAAAGCGCCCUCCCUUGCUUCUCAACAGCCGCCCAAUCCCUCCCUGGCCUCACCUACGAAUCCCUCUCCCCACCCCUCUUCUGGCCCAUACUUUCAGCAUGUCGAGAUAUAUCCCAUUCAACUCAAGCUGGACUACAAGCCAAAGCGUGUCGAUUACAAAGCUCUUCGAGAGGGAAAGACCAUCGAAUUGAUGAACUUUUUCCACUUUGAGGGUGCCGAGAUGACCCUUCGCCAUGUUACUCUUUCGGGUAUCAGUGGUCUGGAGCGCUUGGGGAUGACAUUGCAAGAUCUUUGGACACCAGACGUCAAAGCCAACCAACUGGCCGAUGUCAUAUCUGGGGUGUCUCCCAUCCGCUCCAUGGUCAACGUCGGCUCUGGCGUGGCAGACCUGAUCUUGCUGCCCAUUGAGCAGUACCGCAAAGAUGGUCGUAUCGCUAAAGGCGUUCAGAGGGGCACCAACAGCUUUGUCAAGUCCACAGCCUUGGAGAUGAUGAAGCUUGGUGCUCGACUGGCCACUGGUACUCAGGUCGUCCUCGAACGUGCCGAAGGCAUGCUGGGAGGCCAGGCAGGCGAAGAGGUCAUUGCGCAGAGUUUGCCUGUGGAUGAUGAGUUUGGGAUCGAUAGCGGACUGUUAGGGACGGGCUCGAGUAGCGAGGAUGAGAGUGAGAUGGUCAGCCGCUACGCGAGCCAACCUGAGAAUGCGAGAGAAGGCGUUCAGGCGGCCUAUGCGAGCUUGUCCAAGAAUGUCAACGCGGCAGCUCAAACUAUUUUGGCGGUUCCCAUGGAGGUUUACGAGCGAUCCGGAGAUGAUGGCCCUCUCAAGGCUGUGGUCAGAGCCGUUCCUAUCGCCGUUUUGAAACCCAUGAUCGGUACCACCGAGGCCGUCUCAAAGACCCUUCUGGGUAUGCGAAACAGUCUUGAUCCCUCUGCAAGACGCGAGUUGGGUGACAAGUACAAGUAG